AUGGCGGACUCGCUCCAGAGCGUGCGCAUACUGCUCAGCUCGACGUGUUUCUUUGCACUCCUUUUCUACGCUGCCAACCGCUUGUCGGACCGCUUUGUCAAAGUCUAUCGCGACUUUUCCAUCCCCGAGCAGGGCGACUGGUGCUCCCGAGUAAACUCCACGAUCCACGCUCUGAUGAUCACGACUGGGAUGGCGUACAGUUUUAUGCAGCAAAGCUGGGACGAAGACUUGCUGCCUACUAAAGAGAUGCCCAUGUACUUGGCGUCGACGCUCUUUUCCUUCUCGUGUGGCUACUUUCUCUUUGAUUUGUUUGUGCUGGUGCUGUGGCAAGUGCCGCUCUGGAGGGUCUUUGUCAUUCACCACGUCGUCGCUGUGUUGCCGUACUUGAUCUACACAAUGCACGCGGGCUGCGGGAUGGACCUGUACUUGCUGCAGCUCUUCCUCUUUGUCGAGUUUGCUGUCAUCCCGCUGAAUGUCACCACUUUUAUGGAGCAGCUUGGGUUUGGCAAAAGCAAGAUCCACGCCUUCUUCUUCUAUUUGACGUACGUCUGCUGGUUUGUAGCUCGAGUGCUGCUGCCAAUCCACAAUGUCUACGUGCUGUGGACAAAGGUCAUCCCCGAUGCGCGAACUGCGCCACUCUGUACGGUGCCGGCAGCUUUUUGUGGUCACGUCAUCUGCGCUUUCUGCGUCGGUGUCUUUGUGUUUGUGUGGACACCAGAUAUUCUGGCCAAGUGGCGGGUGCCAGUCCUGCAAAUGGAAGAGUAUCCAGACUAUGAGCUCACGAUGCGUCAGUCCAUGACGCCGCGCUCGAACCCGAUUUCGUCGCCUCCUAAUGAUGUUGAAAAGUGGGGCGCGAACUACGGGACUGUGUCGACUGAUACCCGAGAGCCUCCUUGGAUUCCGAAGUUGGUUGUAUGA
Molecule: messenger RNA, 918 nt
Organism: Peronospora matthiolae
Lineage: Eukaryota; Oomycota; Peronosporomycetes; Peronosporales; Peronosporaceae
Source: the annotation of a GenBank genome assembly